CAUACGGUAGCACCGUGCUGUCAAACUACACAUCAGCUGUUUUCGUUUACAUUUUUUUUUGUGUUGUGGAUUUGCUAUCAAACUCCUGGAUUGGCCAGCGUCCACUAUUUUGGUCGAUAUAAGCUAUUACGCGCUAUAUAUCUUAUCAACAAACUGAUUAUCCGUUGAUUUCGUUAAAGUAUAAAAGCAUUAUUAUCUCCCCUUUAAUGAUACUAAUCAAAGUUUACUAAGAGUUAUUAUCAGCGAUCGCCAUGGAACCGCUUGAAGGAAUAGGCAGUGAGUUCUGCGCCACUGGCACGACAGAAUCACAGUACCUUUGUUCGGAAAAGCAACGUUUUUUGAAUAUGAUUUUGAAUCGGACAUCAUAUACGGGGCAUGCUGAUAUUUAUGAUAGAAAGUCAUGGGAAACCUUCGCACAUGUGUGGCAUAUUCUGUGGACAAUCGCGCCGGUUGUAUAUUUCUUUGCAAUUGCGCGAAUUGUUGGGCAAGCGAUUGAAAAAAGAGUUCCUCCGCAUGCUGUAUGCCGAUUUCUUAUUGAGUUUGUGUUGAUCGUCGUACCAACAGUGCUAAUUGUGAAUGUGCUCAACAGCUAUGUUGGCUAUGUGAUGAUAUUUUUGUGCGUCUUUUCGUUGGCCGCAUUAUAUGUGGUUUAUGCAAAGAAAAAGCAAAAUCGGACGUACAAUUUGGGUGGCAGCCGUCCAUUUGUAUUAACACUUGAUCGUGCAACUAUCAACCUGCUUACGGCGCUAUGCAUACUCGCUGUGGAUUUUGAAAUGUUUCCAAAACAUUUUCGAAAAACGCGUCGCUAUGGUGUUGGCCUAAUGGAUGUUGGUAUUGGGUUAUUCGUUUUUGCAAUGGGCACUGUCUCACGACCACCCACGAAAGUUGCACAUCUUAAGCAAACUUUAUGGACUGUCGUACCGUUGCUGGUGUUGGGUCUCAUGCGUACCCUGGUCAUAAUGUUAAUUAAUUACGAACAAGAUGAACAUGAAUAUGGCGUACAUAUGAAUGCCUUCUUUACAUUGGGUCUUACAAAGUUGUUUGGCUGCCUUAUUAGUGGACUUGUUAGACAUAGAUUCACACAUUUAAUAGCUGGUUCAGCUCUUCUAGCACUUCACGAAUAUGGACUUCAGCAUACCGUGUCUACCUUCGUCAUGAAUUCAGAUAUACCACGCGACACACUGCUCAGAGCCAAUCGUGAGGGUAUUUGUUCACUACCAGGUUUCAUAGCACUCUAUUUGUUAUCCAUAUAUAUUGGGCAGUGUCUUCGUCUUGAAGACAAAGUUCUGAGCUACCGAGUGUUCAUAAAUAAAUUAAAAGUAUUAGGUGUGGUAAACAUUGGAAUGUGGCUCUUGGUUGCUGGAUGCAUUUUUACAGUUUCAAUUGCGCGAGUUACCUGCAAUUACGGCUAUGUCAUAUGGAUUUUGGCUGUUGCCCUAACAAUGACUUUCCUCUUUACGAUGGUAUUUCAUUUGAUUUUAAAUUCAUUAUGUUCUAACUAUGAUAGAAAAGCAGUGAACGAGAGUAGCGAAGUAGAAGGAUUGGAUAAUUCUACAGAGGUGACGACAUGCAAUGCAAAUACUUUGCCUGUGCUAGUGGAGGCGGUUAACAUGAAUGGGCUUGUAUUUUUUCUAUUGUCUAAUGUGCUCACUGGCGCAGUUAAUAUAUUUCUGCAACCAAAAAAACGAAGUGACUUCGAAAGUCUGCUUAUAUUAAAUAGUUAUAUGUUAAUCACGACAGGUUUCGUUUAUGUACUCCAUCGUCUUAAAAUUCGAAUAGCAUAAUUGAAUUUGUAUUAUUAUACUAUUUAGUUAUUUAUGCGUGUACAAAAAUUGACUUCUUAUCACAUUAGAAUUAAACGUUUGAAACGUAAAUGAACAUAUUACUGCAAUAAGUUAGAAUACAUACUUUUUGAGCGUAUAUGUAUUUUUUCACACAGAAGCAUUUAUGAAAAUGCAAUACAUGGUCUCAGUUGAUUAGAUUUUAUAACAGUUUUACUAUGCUUUUAAUGUUUAAGCUCGACUUAUUAAAGUAGAUAUCCUUUUAAUUAUUUGGAAAAUUCAACAGUGAGUUUUGGUGGGUUUUAUUCACCGUUAACUUUAUCUUUCAGUUGUAAGGCAUUUAAAUAUAUUUAGUUAUUGAUCUUGUUAUACAUGCUUUUGUAAAAAUAAACUACUAAA
Molecule: messenger RNA, 2180 nt
Organism: Rhagoletis zephyria (snowberry fruit fly)
Lineage: Eukaryota; Metazoa; Arthropoda; Insecta; Diptera; Tephritidae
Biological process (GO): GPI anchor biosynthetic process; protein localization to plasma membrane
Cellular component (GO): endoplasmic reticulum; membrane
Molecular function (GO): glucosaminyl-phosphatidylinositol O-acyltransferase activity
Source: RefSeq, a predicted model, not a curated record